UUUCUUAAUUCUAAUUUCUGGAUAAAUGGAACUUCACUGUGGUAAGCUUCGAAUCCAAAUCAAUGUAUAAAGAUUUGUUGUUUAUGAAAUUCGAUUCUAUAAACACAUGUGUACGUUCUCUUUAAGUUGAUAAUGCAUGCCGUUAUCGAAAUUCAGGUUAAAAUAAUUAUCAGUCAAGUAUUAUCGAUUGCUGAAUGUACAAAUAUUACUAAAUCGAAUCAGAAAGAUUUUGCUAGACCAUUCCUUGACUUGUUCGAUGUCCAUUCUUAUAAACAUAGCUUCUCACUAUAUUCGUUCUAUAACUUCAAAAUGUCGAAACCUCUGCUUGGAUAUUGGGAUCGACGUGGCGUUGCUGAACCUAUUAGAUACCUUCUUCAUUUCAGAAAUGUAGAUUUUGAAGAAAAGAGAUAUGGCAUCGGGACAGGCGAAUGGUGGAAUGAGAAGUUUAAUUUGGGAUUAGAUUUCCCAAAUUUGCCUUACUUGAUAGACGGUGACAUCAAACUCACGCAGAGUAUCGCCAUCCUUCGUUACUUGGGGCAUAAGUUUGGCUUGGAUGGCAAGAAUGAGCAGCAAAUAAUCAGAGUGUUCUUGGCUGAGCAACAGAGCGUUGAUUUUCGAGCGAAAUUCAGAGCUUUUGCCCUGACUGACAGGAGCGGGGCUGGAAAAGAUGAAUUUUUCAUAAAUGCCCAACCUGUGUUCAAACAAUGGGAGGCAUUCCUUGGCGACAGAAGGUAUCUGGCUGGCGAUGAUAUCACGUAUGUAGAUUUCAUGUUCUACGAGAAUUUGGACAACUAUAGACUUCUCCAUACCACAAUUUUGGAUGAAUAUCCGCUAUUGAAAACAUUUCAUACCAGAAUAAAGAAUUUGCCGGAAAUGCAGGCAUACUUCUAUCCUCCCAGAUUUAGAAGAUGGCCCUAUUAUUAGCCCUUUGGCUAAAUUUGGCGGUGGUGGUCCGGAACCAAAGCAUGCCUAAUCUUGAACAGUUUUAUUUUCAUGUUUGUAAACUUGAUGUGUUAUUUUUAGAUAGCAUUUAAAUCAAUGGUUUCAAUGCAAUUUGAGUAUAGUAAGUAAUUUUAGUAUUAGUAUUAUUAUCAUUUAAAUAUCAUUUUGAUUUGAGUUUGUGAGACAUAAUUUGAAUAUCAAUAUAUUUUGAAUAUAAUAAAUAAUUUGAAUACCAAUGUAUUUUGAAUAUAAUAAAUAAUUUGAAUACCAAUGUAUUUUGAAUAUAAUAAAUAAUUUGAAUACCAAUGUAUUUUGAAUAUAAUAAAUAAUUUGAAUAUCAGUUUAAUUUGAGUUUGUGAGAAGUAAUUUGAAU
Argiope bruennichi is the source of this 1315-nucleotide messenger RNA. Its product is annotated as glutathione S-transferase-like. Gene Ontology annotation, molecular function: glutathione transferase activity. NCBI's taxonomy places the organism in Eukaryota, Metazoa, Arthropoda, Arachnida, Araneae, Araneidae. The record is from RefSeq and is a predicted model, not a curated record. The transcript has a single exon. The coding region runs from base 133 to 924 and encodes 263 amino acids. Gene Ontology annotation, biological process: glutathione metabolic process.